AUGCCGGUAGCCUCGGUAGGGGGAAGCCGGUACUUUGCCGCGUUUUUGGACGACUACAUCAAACUCUCGGUUGUAGUCCCCUUGAAGCAGAAAAGCGAGGUGGCCAAGGUCACAGAGCACGUGAUCAACCGGUUGGAGUUGCAAUCGGGGAAGCAGCUCAAGUCGGUGCGGACAGACCGGGGCAAGGAGUACGUCAACAAGGCCCUUAAAAACGUUUUCGAAGGCAAGGGGACGGUCCACCAGAAAACCGCCCCCUAUAGCGCCGAGCAGAAUGGGUUGGCGGAACGACUUAACGGGGAUUUAGAGGAGAAGACCCGGGCAAUGCUUGAGGACUCGGGGUUGGCCAAAGAGUUGUGGGCGAAAGCCGUGGUGACGGCCAACUACACCCGGAACCGGACGCCCGUGAGCGCCCAUGGAAGGACUCCCUGGGAACUUUUCUUCGGUGAAAAGCCGAAUGUCGGGCAUACGAGGGUUUUUGGGGCCCGAGCGUUCCGCCACGUACCCAAGCAGCGGAGGCGUAAGCUAGAUCCGAGGUACCCCGCGCGCAAACGACGCGCACCGGGGAAGUGGUACCGCGCUAACUUAGCGGCGGAACCGAAGGCCGGGGAGCACCCCAAAGGGACGGGGGAGCACCCAGAACCGCAAACCUAUCAGGAAGCCGUAGGGGGAGAAGAGAGUGAACUAUGGCGGAAGUCGAUGGACGAGGAGAUGCGGUCUUUGUUGGAGAACGGGACCUGGGAGCUCGUCGAAAGACCGGAAGGGGUCAAGCCGGUUCCCAUGAAGUGGGUUUACAAGAUAAAGCGGGACGCUCUCGGAAAUGUGGAGCGGUACAAGUCCCGGCUGGUGGCGAAAGGGUACCUGCAAAAGCAGGGAAUUGACUUUGAGGAAGUCUACGCCCCAAUGAGCAACCACACCACAUUGCGUGCAUUGUUGGCGGUGGUCGCGGAGCGCGACUAG
Molecule: messenger RNA, 957 nt
Organism: Klebsormidium nitens
Lineage: Eukaryota; Viridiplantae; Streptophyta; Klebsormidiophyceae; Klebsormidiales; Klebsormidiaceae
Source: the annotation of a GenBank genome assembly